UUAUAUUAAAGUAGCUGAAAGCAGAGAAGCACAGAGAUUGACCAGAAUGGCUCCAGGUGGCAUCUACAUGAAGUGUGAAGAACCGGACACAGCUGAGCUCAAGAAAGACAACACAUUUGACAAGACAUCAGGGAAAAGAGGUGCUUUCCUGUUGCAGCGUUGCAGAUGUUAUUCGGAAGAAACAUCCAUAUCAGUCCUUUACAUUGCAACUGCAGUGCUGUUUCUGCUGUGGAUCAUAACUACCAUCGUUCUGACCGCAAAAUAUGCCAAGAUAGCCGAGGAACUGGAACGGUUGCAUGGUAAUCAGACUCUGCUGCAUGCAAAUGACACCCAGAUGCAGACGCAACUGGACAUGCUUCAUUCUAGUCAAUCCACCUAUGCAUCACAGAUGAAUAACAGCCUGAAGAGACUUGAAGAUCAUCAGACUAAACAAAAACAGGAUAUGACCACAGAGCUGCAGAAUGAGAUGAAAAAGAUCUGGGAUGAGAUGUUUAAACUAGAGAGUGGAUUUCAUAAACUAAAUGACUCAGCCUGCAAAAUGUGUCCAAAGGGCUGGCUGUUGAACAGAGGACAAUGCUACUAUUUUCACGAAGAGCAGACGCACUGGUCUUUAGCUGAAAAGUUAUGUACAGAUCAAGGUGGACACUUGGUUGUCAUCAAUGACGACCCUGAGCAGGCAUUUCUCAUAUCAAAGAAAAAAGCCACUGAAUAUUGGAUUGGUCUCAAUGAUAUGAAAACUGAAAAUGUGUUCACCUGGGUUGAUAAGAGUCCUCUAAAGUACACCCACUGGAUUCUAGGGGAGCCCAAUAAUCAUGGCCACGGUGAGGACUGUGUCGUGAUGCAAGAAAAUGGCUAUUGGAAUGAUUACAGAUGUGAAGCCUUGGUGGCCAGUAUCUGUGAAAAGCCAUGGAAUUGCCAAUAGUGGCCAGCAAGAAUAGAAUCCAAAAUGCAGAAGGUUUGUUCUUCGUGACUCUGGCCCUUGCUGAAACAGAUCUUCUAGCAGUGCAAACUCUGACACCUUCUGGGGGGCAAAUUAUUUCUACACAUGAAGCAAAGGCAAUCACAUUUAAGGUGGCAUAAACUUACAGUAACAAUAUCAUAUCUGAUUUUUAAUAUUUACAAAUAAAGACCAAUUUACUUCUAAGAUUGAAUCCCUGAGGGAGCACAACUAAGCAGGUCUACUCAAAAGUAAGUACCAUUUACUUAGUAAGUUCAAAAUGCUGAUGGUUGAAAAAGGCAAGCAACCUUUCCCAGCAAUAUAUUCCAUUUAGCUUGUAACAGCAUGUUAGCCAAAGGAAAAAAGUUCUGUCAAAAGGGGGUGUAAGAUAUGAGACUAAUGGUGAAGUUUGGGCACAUAUGAUUAUUCUUGUUCAGUUUUUUCAGUUGGUCAUUUGCUUAGAGAGAAUUUAAUGAAAAUGGUCCAUCAACGACAUCUCUCAAAAACUAGUCAAAAUUUGUAACAAUUUGGAGGGGAACUUUUGGUUUUGUGAUGCACAUAGAACAUUUUCUCCCAUAUGGUGGUUAUCU
Messenger RNA from Gekko japonicus, 1527 nucleotides. Its product is annotated as CD209 antigen-like protein E. Bases 47 to 922 code for a protein of 291 amino acids. Lineage: Eukaryota; Metazoa; Chordata; Lepidosauria; Squamata; Gekkonidae. The record is from RefSeq and is a predicted model, not a curated record. The transcript has 9 exons.